GCCCAGCGGCGGGAAGGGCGUGGCCAGCGGCGGGCGGGGCGUGGCCAGCGGCGGGCGGGACCGGCCUCCUCACCUCCGCCGCGGGCCGCGCAUUCCGGGGAGCCGCUUCCCCCGCAGCCGCGGGCCGAUUGCGUCGCACGCGUGGCGGGGGAGCCUGGGCGCCUCUGUCCACCUGCCCAGGGAGAAGCCCCCUGCCCCACCCCUGCCGCCAGGAUGGGUGACUUCAGUGAGAAGAAUUCCACAUGUGGGACCGUCUGUCUCAAAUACCUGCUUUUCACCUUCAACUGCUGCUUCUGGCUGGCUGGCCUGGCCGUCAUGGCCGUGGGCAUCUGGACGCUGGUCCUCAAGAGCAGUUACAUCAGCCUGCUGUCCUCGGGCACCUACCUGGCCACGGCCUACAUCCUGGUGGUGGCUGGAGUCGUCGUCAUGGUUACCGGGGUCCUGGGCUGCUGUGCCACCUUCAAGGAGCGCAGAAACCUGCUACGCCUGUACUUCAUCCUGCUGCUCCUCAUCUUCCUGCUGGAGCUCGUCGCCGGGGUGCUGGCUUACGUCUACUACCAGCAGCUAAGCUCGGAGCUGAAGGAGAACCUGAGAGACACCCUAACCAAGCGCUACCAGCAGCAGGGCCACGAGGCUGUGACCAGCGCCGUGGACAAGCUGCAGCAGGAGUUCCGCUGCUGCGGCAGCAACAACUCUGAGGACUGGAGGGAGAGCGCGUGGGUCCACUCCCCGGAGGCGCAGGGCCGGGUGGUCCCUGACAGCUGCUGCAAGACCCUGACUCCCGGCUGCGGGACGCGAGAUCACGCCUCCAACAUCUACAAGGUGGAGGGCGGCUGCAUCAGCAAGCUGGAGACCUUCAUCCAGGAGCACCUGCAGGUCAUCGGGGCCGUGGGGCUGGGCGUCGCCUGUGUGCAGGUCUUUGGCAUGAUCUUCACCUGCUGCCUCUACAAGAACCUGAAGCUGGAGCACUACUGACCUCGCCGCGGCCCCCGUCACUGCUGAGGAAACCUCCACGCCUCCCUCACCUGCGUGCCAUCCCCCCGGGGACUCCUAAGCGCCUUCCGCUGUCGCCAAAGCCAGGGGCGGCCCGUGCCGUGAGGCGGGCUCCCCGGGGUGGUCUUCGGACUGGGGUGCUCCCUACUCGGAGGCCCACCCCCACCCACCCCACCCUGCCGUCCUGGGGCCUCUGCUGCCUCCGUGCCCAGGAGGGUGCACCAGCUGAGCUCAAUAAACACAUGGAACCACUGGG
Erinaceus europaeus (western European hedgehog) is the source of this 1249-nucleotide messenger RNA. RefSeq names its product CD151 molecule (Raph blood group) (gene CD151). Lineage: Eukaryota; Metazoa; Chordata; Mammalia; Eulipotyphla; Erinaceidae. Bases 214 to 975 code for a protein of 253 amino acids. The record is from RefSeq and is a predicted model, not a curated record. Gene Ontology annotation, cellular component: membrane. The transcript has 9 exons.